This is a messenger RNA of Ostertagia ostertagi, 2256 nucleotides long. The record is from the annotation of a GenBank genome assembly. NCBI's taxonomy places the organism in Eukaryota, Metazoa, Nematoda, Chromadorea, Rhabditida, Trichostrongylidae.
AUGUUAGAGGUCUCCAUGGAAUCCGAGUGUCCUAUAUGCCGCAAGCACCUGAACAAACGAUGUCUGAUCGAUCACUUAUGCAUGGUGCACAAACUCGAGAUCGCAGCAGCAAAAGAGAGAUUAUCCGAGAUGAAGAAAACAGAAUUGGAGCUCAAAGGGAAGCGAACGGAGAACUGUGAAUUCUGCGGUCGAGUUUUCACGACGACGAGAGGCCUGAAGUUACACGUCAGCUCCAAGCAUUCUGAUGCAUCGGAUUCCGCAUUGGCCGAAGUGGACAGAGCUCCGAAAUGCUGUCUUUGUUCAAAACACAUGAGGACUUUUACCAAUGUGUAUUUCAACGAUGACGGUACUGUCCAGGCAAUCGGCUGUUUUGGUCACAUAGGCCACGAAUUGGAUCCAGCGUUGCUUCGAUGGACAGAGGAGCAGUUGGAAUAUCUGAAGUUUUUGCUGGAAGAGUUCUCUGCCGACUAUAUCAUCCAGAAAAUGAGAAGACAGUACGAAGCCAAAGACUCCAAGGUGUAUUUCAUUACCAGAAAAGAUCUUUGGAACAUCAUGUCCAAAUACGAACUUAUUCCGGGGAUGCGCCACAAAGAUGAUGUUAUUUCGUUGAAGUUGAGAGAAAUAGAAAGAAAUUUGGAAGAUGGGAUCCGAUAUUUCAAGGCUCAGGACGAGCCAAGUGGAAAAGGGUUUUUGUUAGGAUUCGUUACAGUCAUCAUAACACCUCUUCAAGAGAAGUGGUUGGAACGAUAUGGCCACAGGGGAGUAUCGGUGGAUGACACGCAUAAUCUCACCAAAUACGCGUUGAAACUCGCUACCGUAAUGGUGGUUGACGAGCGUGAUCGUGGUUUACCCGCAGCCUUUCUGUUGUCAGCUGAGAUGACAUCGAAAGAGUUGAAAAUUCUUUUCGACGAAAUCAAGCGGAUACUCCCCAACUUCGCACCAAAAGCCCUAGUCUCGGACGAAGCCAUGGCGUUCUACAACGGAUUCAAGUUGUCGUUCCCAAACCACAGCGCAGACCAUUUUUUCUGCAGAUUCCACAUUUUACAAUCGUGGAAAAGAAAAACCAAGGAAUGCGUUAAGCCGGAGCACCAGAAAGGAGUUAUCAGAGCUAUGAGAGAGCUGCUCAGAAUCGGUGACGAAGCACAGUUUCACUCACGCGUCGGUGAAUUACUGACGUACCUCCGUCUGAAAAAUUGUUUUUCUCUCAUUCAGUACCUUCAGGGGGAGUAUCUCGGUUCGGAAAAAAUACGACGGUGGGCAGGAUUCAAUCGGAAAGGAGUUGUGAUGAGCACAUCCAUGUAUACGGAAAGGUGGCACCUUCGAAUAAAACAAGAAAAAUUGAAAAGAAAAGCUAAUUCUAGAAUCGAUUAUGUCGUUGAUACUCUGAUCAAGGCCGUUGCUGAGCUAGCUGAAGAUUUCGAAGUUAAGGAUCGAAGACAAUACUGCUCGUCAUUCCGCAUAAACGAAAACAACGUCCAACACAGACUAGCAGUCCGCUUUUACAAAGGAAAUCCGGAUAAGAUUCACAAGAUUGACAAUUUUACAUGGAACAUUGAUGCCACGACGUCUGAUUCAGUGUAUCGUGUCGAAUUUGACGAGAACUGCUCAUGCCUUCAGGUCAAUAUACAUUGCUCGCGAUGUAAAGUGUGCCCUUAUGCUGUUUCGUGUACCUGUAGAUCUGGAGCACUAGCGGGGGUGGCAUGCAUGCAUACCCACGCAAUAAAGCUUUACGGAGAGGAUCCCCCCAUCGAGCCAGUGUCCAUUACUGAAUCAUCCGAUGAACCUCCAGUCGUUGAACUGCAGCACGCUGAAGUCAGUUCGAUGCAUUUCCGUGAUAUACGUGGAGAGUUGCAUACACUCCGUGACGAUAUUUCUAAGAGCUACACUUCAAUUUUUGCAAAAGCUAAUGCCCUCGUCAAGCAAGAAGACGACAGCGCCAUCGUAAUUCUCACUUCAAUCGCGGAGCGGAUGCGCAUUAUUGCCGAUGUCGACAUUGGUGUCUCUUUUGGAAAGAAUGUUAUUCUUCCCAGAGCAGAUGUUAGAGGUGGAAAACCAAAAAUGCAAAAAGCUGAUCUUUACACGAGAGCCAAAAUCCGCAAAGAAAUGAAGAGCCAAACUCAAUCGAUGGAGGAAAUACGCGUCGAUUCCGACGAUAUUUUAUUCUGUUCACUUUGUUUCCAAGAAGACCCUGAACUACCUCCCGACAGAUCCAGAAAAACCAGACGCCAGGGAGACCCAGUGGAUGAGAUGCACUGA